AUGGCAAUCUACGAGUCUGGCAUCGCGGCCAUCGUACGCAUGGUGAUUGUACUUCUGGUCACCAUUCCGGUACUCAUUCUCUUCGGUCUCUCCCUCAGAAAACCCGGCUACAGCCAAGACAACACCCGUCGAUGGGUAAACUUCACAAAGCCUGCACUUGGGUUUUGGGGACUAUCCCAAGCACUCCAGAUUAUCUCCGUCAUCAUCAUACUUGCCGCUGGUCUUGGGAGCACAUAUGAGUACGAUCAUGACGCAGCCGUCACCGUGCUAGUGUACCUGGCAGCUCUGUUCGAGUACUGGGCCCAUGCAUGCAUUUUCCUCGCCCAGUUCUACCUCGCCCACGCCCUCACCCAGCUGCGGGGAGAGGACUAUCUUCGCGCCAGCGCCUAUCGCAAGGGCCGCAUCGUCGCUCUCAUCACUGCGAGCCUCAUCGCCAUUCUGGCCUUCGUCUUCUUCUGUCUCGCACUGAGCGUCUCAUUUGACUCCAGCUACCGUAGCUCCAGCGGCCGCCGUCUUAGGCGCCUGGUGGCCCAGUCCUUGGAUGUCGCCUGCCUGGGAUUGCUGGUGCUCAGCGCCAUCGGCGCCGUCGUAUACUCCGCCAAGUCUCGCAAGAAGGCCCUGGGUAGUUCCGUGCACAAGGCUGCGAAUAUCCUCGUCACCAUCUCUUCCCUCUGGCUCGUGCGAGUUGUCUGGCUGAUUCUGUCCUGGUUCUUCGGUGGACGCGGUUACUACUACGGUUUCAUCAUCAUUGUCAUCUUGGACAUCUUCGCCGGCAUCAUCUUGACCUUUUCCAUCCUGACGAUGCUGUACCUGCUGGCUACUAGACCGGUCUACGGCAUGUCCAGGGCAGAAGACCGCAGGAAACUGAGCCAGGGCCAACAGUCCGUAUAA
Messenger RNA from Colletotrichum truncatum, 891 nucleotides. RefSeq lists its product as uncharacterized. NCBI's taxonomy places the organism in Eukaryota, Fungi, Ascomycota, Sordariomycetes, Glomerellales, Glomerellaceae. The record is from RefSeq and is a predicted model, not a curated record.